This is a messenger RNA of Paraphaeosphaeria sporulosa, 1311 nucleotides long. RefSeq names its product mitochondrial carrier. The record is from RefSeq and is a predicted model, not a curated record. The transcript is spliced from 3 exons. Bases 59 to 1171 code for a protein of 370 amino acids. Lineage: Eukaryota; Fungi; Ascomycota; Dothideomycetes; Pleosporales; Didymosphaeriaceae.
UUGGAACGUGUUCAUCUUCAUCAUCGGCUCUAUUAUAUAUUUUAUCGAAUCCUAAGGAAUGGCUUCACCUCAUAGCCUUGAGGCCGGCCGCGAGCCUAACGAACGUUCGCCUCUUCUCUCCGUGGAUCCACUUCCCGAACAGCAGGAUGCAUCGCCAGACGACUCAUCAGACACUGCUUCCUUGAAACCACAACCCGAAGAGCCUCCAAGCAGAUACCGUCUCCUUUGGUGGGCGUUGGGAAUUGUGCUUGUUGAAGCCCUUCUCGCCCUUUUCAUUCAAGGCUGGAUAGAGUCGGACGAUGUAGACUUCGACCUCGGUGCCGCGUUGAAACGCGCCUUAGGCGGCGGCCUAAGUGGCGCUGCAGCCAUGGUCCUCCAAGUCCUCCUUUUGAUGCCGAUAAGAACGAUCAUGAAUUACCAGUAUCGACAUGGUUCUUCUCUCAGCGUGGCAACGCGUACGUUGUACCAGGAUGGUGGCAUACGGCGCUACUACCAGGGUAUCGGUGCAGCGCUGUUCCAAGGUCCGAUAGCAAGAUUUGGCGAUACAGCUGCUAAUGCUGGUAUUCUUGCGCUGUUGAGCUCGAAUGGAUAUUUGGCGCAAUUACCUUCGCCCAUCAAGACUAUCUUCGCAUCUGCCUGCGCUGCUGCUUUCAGAAUGACGUUAACACCAAUCGAUACUCUCAAAACGACGCUACAGGCACAGGGUGCGGGUGGUACUGCAUUGCUUCGACAACGUGUGAAGACUGAUGGGAUUGGGAGUCUAUGGUGGGGAGCAUUCGCCACGGCGGCCGCGACGUUUGUGGGACAUUAUCCCUGGUUUGCGACGUACAAUUGGCUCUCAGAAGUGCUUAACGAGCCAGAUAGGAGCCACCAACUCUUCUUGUGGCUCCUGCGUGCAGCCUUCAUUGGAUUCUGCGCUUCGGUUGUGUCAGAUUCCAUUUCGAACUCUCUUCGUGUCAUCAAAACCUAUCGUCAGGUCAACGACACGAAAGUGUCUUACUCGGAGGCGGCGAGGCGAGUUAUCCGCCAAGAUGGUAGGCUGGGCCUGUUUGGACGCGGAUUGAAGACACGCAUUCUGGCAAACGGAUUGCAAGGUGUCAUGUUCUCUAUCUUGUGGAAGCUAUUUCUAAAGAUUUGGGAGAACAACACCAGCAGUAAGAAGAAUGUAUAGAAUAGCAAGAAGUGACACACGAAUAACUAGCGAUAGACGAAGUGGAGAGAGGAUGAAUACGAGCUGUUUUAGGAUUGAUGCAUAGACACAUUGAAAGCAUGCUAAACGUUAUAGUAGUUACUCUGAAGUUUAUAAUGGAC